Fusarium subglutinans is the source of this 3249-nucleotide messenger RNA. RefSeq names its product alpha-glucosidase 2. Gene Ontology annotation, molecular function: alpha-glucosidase activity; carbohydrate binding. Gene Ontology annotation, biological process: carbohydrate metabolic process; N-glycan processing. Gene Ontology annotation, cellular component: glucosidase II complex. The coding region runs from base 1 to 3249 and encodes 1082 amino acids. Lineage: Eukaryota; Fungi; Ascomycota; Sordariomycetes; Hypocreales; Nectriaceae. The record is from RefSeq and is a predicted model, not a curated record. The transcript is spliced from 19 exons.
AUGGCUACUCCCACGGACCCCCUCAACUUUAUCCCCGCAGACAUAUUCUUCCCUACCGUUGCAAACUUCACCAAACCCUCUGAGAUCCUCACCGUUGAAUCAACCACAUCAACAUCCCCCAGCGACCCUCUUCGCUAUGCUGCUCACAUCACUCUGAAGGGUGAGCCCAACACUCACUGUCUAGUCCAGUUUGCAUCGCCGCAGAUCUGGAGAGUCAGGUACAAUCCAAAGUACACUGCCGUGUCGGAUUAUGAUGAUUUCAACUCGCGCACUAUCGUGAGAGAUACCUUCUCGAGCUUGGUAGAUGAUCUUCAGCAGGAGUAUAAAGACUCCGAGGCUUGGAACUCGCCUAUUGCUAAGGAGGGAUGGUUUUGGAAGACAACUUUUGAGCAGAAAGCUCCAGACCAUUGGGUCCUUACAACCGUUGAGUACGAGACCAAGGAAUCCACUGGUGUUACAAAUACAGCUCUUCACUUCUUCGCAUCCCCAUUCCGCAUUGUCGCGACGAGAAAACUCAAGCCUCUCGACGCAGACCCAGCGUUUUUGAAGACCGUGGGUAUCGACACUGUGUCUGAGUACGAGGAGAUCAUCUGGCAGACUACAGAGGAGACUUUCUCGUAUCAAGGUAAUCCAAGCAUCGGCGCUGUGAACAAUGUCGUUCUCAAUAUCAAGAAGCCUGGACCAGCAGCGUAUCUUGGCUUUGGAGAACAGGGUGGGCGAACUGUUAUCAAGAAGCCCACUUACCUCAACUUCUUCUGUUAUGACAACUUCAACUACUCCAAAGUCUAUGGUCUUGGAGCCCUGGAUACUCGAGAGCCGCUGUACCACUCUACACCUUUCUUUCUGGAGAUGAACGGCACUCCGGAUCGGAAGAAUGUCACAGGUGUCAUGGUGGACAACUACUCUCAAGUUGCCAUUGACCUUGGAAAGAAUGAUUCGCACACCAUCAGUAUUGCUACACGCUUCAACACCUUUGACGCAUGGAUUCUCACGGCCGACGAUGUGCCAAGGAUGAUUUGGCAAUACACCUCCAUUGUCGGACGACCUAAGCUCAAGCCUCGUUUCAUUCUGGGACAUCACCAAGCAUGCUACGGUUACUCCAACGAAGUCACUGUGAACAACGUCGUACAACGGUACAGAAAUUCCGAUAUCCCAUUGGAUGGGAUGCAUCUCGAUGAUAAAUACCGUACCUUUACCAGCAGCGACUAUGGCUUCCCCAACGUAGGAGCUUUCCUGAACGGUCUCAAGGCAAAGGGCGUCAAGAGCUGCACCAACAUCACCCCCAUCCUCACCAUUCGUCCCUCAAACCAAGGUCCCUACAAAACACUGGACAGCUUCUGGGAUGUGAACGACAAGAAGAAUCCAGAGACCAAUCUUCUGGUCGCUGAUAAGCGAUAUCUGGACGGUCUGCCAAACAACCAACCUCUUUGCUGGCGCUACGACGGCGGUCUGCAGAACCUUGACCCCAAUAACGUUAACCAGCGUGAGAGAUUUGCAGACUACAUCGGCGCUCCUGACUAUAGAGAUGACUACAACUUUUCUGAGAAUUAUAACAGUGGAUAUCCCUUCCAUGGCGGUGUCAGCUAUGGCACUAACCUCGGAACUCCCGGAUUCUAUCCUGAUCUGAACAGAAAAGCUGCGAGGAAGAAGUGGGGAGAGCAGUAUCAGUACCUCUUUGACAACGGUCUCGAAUUCGUCUGGCAAGACAUGACAACUCCCGCUGCCGCGAAAUGCUACGGCGAUUCUCUCGGUUUCCCCUCCCGUCUCCUCAUGACAGACGACUCCUACACCAACCCCCCCAAGACCAAAACCGCCAUCGAGCUCUGGAGCCUGUACUCCUACAACCUCCACAAAGCAACGUACCACGGUCUCAACAAUCUCAAGGGCCGCGAGAACAAACGCAACUUCAUCAUCGGUCGCGGAAGCCAGACCGGCAUGCACCGCUACGCUGGGCUGUGGACCGGCGAUAACGGUAGCUCGUGGGACUUUUUCAGAAUCUCUGUUGCGCAGGUUCUUGCGCUGGGGUACAGCGGUUUGAGUAUCGCGGGUGUGGAUAUGGGUGGUUUCACGGCGGAUCCGGCUAACAAGCUGCCGAAUCCGAGGUGGAAUCAUUAUUUGCAGCAUCCGGAGGCGAGUUCGGGAGGUUGCAAAGCUUUUCAGGAACCCUGGGCUUAUGACGAUAUCCUACAUAACUUCCCUGGUCCUCUUCCCCCUGACCAGGCUGCACUGUAUCGCUCCGUUGUGCCUGUUUGUAGGUACUACGUGCAGCUUCGAUACUCGCUCCUUCAAGUCCUGUACGACUACAUGUUUGCCAACCUGAUCAACGGUCUACCAGUCGCACGUGCAAUGCUUGUCACGGAUCCCUUUGACACAAGUCUGUUCAACUCCAACCAGGGAUUUAUCGAUAACCAGUACCUUCUGGGCCAUAACAUCCUGGUUUGUCCUCAGGUUGAGGAAAAGGCAGGACGUCGCGAUGUCUAUCUUCCAAACUCGGACAAAUGGUAUCCCUCCAACCUUCGGGUCAACAACCAAGGUUUUGGACCGGAUCCGAUUCUCAAACAUGCUGCUGUAUUGCAGAAAGCAGCUCCUGGUGGCAAGAUCGUGGACUAUGAUUGCCAUAUCCCUGAUGCCGUCGCCGCUCCGGAGCAGGUAGCCUACGUUACUCCUGUGUAUAUCAGAGGAGGUGCUAUCAUUCCCCAACUUGAUGUUCGUCAGUGGGUGAAGGAGGGCGAUCUGAACCCGCCGACCAUUCAUGUAUACCCAGGUGGCAAGACUACUGAGCCUACUUCAUACUCGAUGUAUCUGGAUGACGGUGUCAGCCGAGACAGUGCACCCAUCGAGCUGCCCCAGCACAAAUACAAAGAUGCAGCACUAUACACCAAAGCAAAGGGUAUCUACCGCGAAGUCAAGAUCACCCAGGAAACCACCAAGACAAACCGUAAAAUCACCAUUCGGCACCAAUGGGACGGCUACGAUGCCAAAGCAACCGUCGGCGAUACCUACAACUUCGCCGUGUGGACUGUCCAAGCAACUGCACCGCCUGAGUCACAGAUUAAUGUUGAUUUUGAGGAUGAAAAUGGCAUGACUGUUAUUGAUUCUGGAUUGACGUCGACUUACAUCGCAGGUCGUGGUGUUUUGACGGUUAGUGUACCGGUGCAUCUUGUGCCGUCGCUCAAGACACCUCAGAAUUAUACGCAGGGCUCUUUUGCGGAUCGGUAUCUGGCUAUUAAUGUCAGUGGGUUGCCUUGA